Chilo suppressalis (striped riceborer) is the source of this 1952-nucleotide messenger RNA. The record is from the annotation of a GenBank genome assembly. NCBI's taxonomy places the organism in Eukaryota, Metazoa, Arthropoda, Insecta, Lepidoptera, Crambidae.
AACCGGGAAACUGUCAGAAAAUAAUUUCCCCGUUGAAAACCGUUUUUGUUAGAUAAUUAUUAGUUUUGAAUAAUGUUUGUGUUUUUCUACUUAUUAUACAAACUUUUAUUGAAUUAUUUUAAGCACUGAUGUUAGAUUUGUUCUUCGAGAGUUGUUAAAACUUGGGAAAUGAGUCGGAAAUCAAGCCAAAAUCCGACUCGGACUCCAAGCCGAGAGGAAAACGAAGCCGGACUGAGUAAUGAGAAUACCAAUCAAAGCAGCACACCACAUCGUAGUCCGAGAGACAGGCGGAGCGCUCAAAGCCUGCUUGGAGCCAUUGAACCAAGGGACCAGCGAAGACACGGGGCGCCUGCGAGUCACGGCCCCGCUCUUUAUGAAGUAAAAGCCACAUGGGAGGAGGCGAAAAACUAUGACUUCAACGCGGAGAGGGGACCGAACCGAAAAACUGUCUCCGUCAUCGAGUCAAUCGGGCACUUGAUCAAAAGUUGCCUGGGUGGAGGCAUAGUCGCCAUCCAUGAGGCGUACAAGACUUGUGGUCUGUGGACGGCGGUGGUGCUAAACGUGUUUCUGGGUUUCUGUGUCGCCUAUUGUAUGUAUAUACUAGCGAGGUCCGCACAAAGAAUGUACGGAAGAGUGAAAGUACCCAAGAUGACAUACCCUGAUUUGGCGCAGGCCUCCUUGCAAGUCGGACCCUGGCCAAAAUUGAGGAGAUUUGCCAUGUGUUUCCGCUACGCUGUAGAUACUACCAUCACAGCUGAUCUCUUCGGAUCCUGCUGCGUUUAUCAAGUCAUCAUAGCGACAACCAUCAAGCAACUAUGCGAAGGAAGAGACGAAGUCACUAUGGAGGGCAACCCACCCAUAAGAGUUUAUAUUAUUGCUCUCCUCAUACCCUGUAUACUGAUCUGCAUGAUCCUGACUUUGAAGUACCUUGCACCGUUCUCUUUGGUUGCAGACGCUUUCAUCAUCACUGUCGCGUGCGCAACAAUAUACUACGGUGUGAAGCAUGCUGAGAAAAGUCCUACGGAGUUCGAAGUAUUCAAGACUGUACCAGGACUAUUCGAGUUCAUGGGCGUGUGCGUGUUUAGCAUGGAAGGCGUUGGAGUAACCCUGGCAGUCGAGAACAGCAUGACGCAUCCGAAGAAAAUACCGCUGGUUCUUUUUGGAGGCAUGUCUGUUGUGGUGGCAAUGGUGAUGAUAGUGGGUUUCUUUGGCUACUGGGGCUUCGGAGAAAAAAGCAAAUCACCAGUCACAGUAAAUUUCCCUUGGGAAGUAUUCCCAGUGAUACUAAAAGUGUUCAUGGCGCUAAUGAUUUACGUGACGUUCGCGCUCAACUUCUGGGUACCGUUCGAGCUGGUGUGGCACUAUUUGAAGAGACGCCAUCCCCCGGAAAAGUUCUGGUUCUGGGAGCGUGUGUACAGGGCGGGGUUCGUGAUAGGGAUCACGCUCAUUGCCACCGCCUUCCCUAACGUCUCCAAGCUUAUUGGACUGAUUGGAUCUUUCUGCUUGUCCAGCAUGGGCUUCAUAUUCCCCGCGUUCAUCGAGCUGAGUUUGGACUGGGAGUACCCUGGGCUUGGCUACAUGAAGUGGAGGCUCAUCAAGUUUAUCGUUAUCUUGAUAUUCGGCAGUAUAUUGUGCGUCGUGGGCACAAUACAGAACGCAAAGGAGUUGAUUAUAGCUGUCUUCGUCACAAAAGAUUAAUGACACCUAUUGAGAACUGUAGCUUUGUAAAAUGCACUUUUGAGUUAUUUCUCAGGGGUUACUAUUGUUCUCAAAAUAAUGAGACGUUCAGCUUUGUCAAAUAUUCAUGUAAAGCAUAAUUUCAGAACGCAAAGGAGUUGAUGUCGCUAUAAAUCAAUUAAUCCCUGCACACACAAAUGUCUUAAAAAUUACUUUAUUUUUUCUAUGACCGACUAGUUUUACUUGGAAUUUAGAAUAAAUUUAUUGACAUUUAA